UAGUCUUACUUCAUCCAUUCAGUCUUCUUCUUGGGUCAAAGAUGCAGGUUGUUCGUGGUGGACAGUCACUUUGGAUAUACACUCUGCUAUUUACUUCUCUACAACUUUGUGGAAGACUGUCAGCUUCCACUUCCUCUCCCAUUCUUCCGCCACCUGAACUUAAUAUCUAUUUGAGGUCGAAGGGCUCAGUGGCUCUGGUCUGCCGGGCCCCAGAGGGCCAGCAUGGGGUCCUGUUCAUGUUGUACCGACACACGGAGAAGGUGGACUCUCAGGAGCUGAGGUCUGGUGCCGAGGAGGUCCGGUUCACUGUGAGGGUAGAGGAACUGGAUUCAGUCCAACCUGAACUCUUCUGCUGUCUGUACAAGACCCAGGAGGGUCAUUACAGUGCUUUCAGUCCCUAUUUGCAGCUCGAGCACCAAAGAGACGCUGCCCCUACUCGCUCCAUACCCUCUUUCCCUCCUCCGGUCCUGUCUGUGCAGCCCUCGUCUGGUGCAGUAAAACGUGGGGACAUGCUAUUCUUCAGGUGCACGGUCCCCUCCCUUCUGUCCCAGCCUCAGUCCCAGUCUAGCUAUAACAACAAACCAGUGACCUUCCUUUUGCUGAGGACUCCUGAGGGAACAGCCCUAACAUCCAUCGUCCCACAACCUCAGGCCAGUCAGGUAUCAAACUCUGACCCCCAGCUGGGAGUCUUCACUGUGGGCCCAGUGAGGGGAGGAGAGGAGGGCGAGUACACCUGCAUCUACCAGAUCACCAAAAAAAGGGGACUGGUUAAUUCAACUUUGAGCAACACGGUUCAAAUCACUAUUACAGACGCGUUGCCCAUGCCCACCCUCGUUCUCCAGCAGCAGACAGACGUGUGGCAUUUGCUCUGCACAGGGUCACCAGCGUACCCCGGUGCUGUGUUCUCCCUCUACCUGGCUGAUAAUGAACUUCCCGUCACCACUCACCAUGCCACCUUGACCCACCAUCAAGCCAUCUUCCCAGUACCCGUCCAGGACGCUCCACUGGCUUUGUACCAGUGCCAGUACAGUGUCCUCCUGGAGAGGAAAUGGGGCAACUCUGAGCGUAGCCUUCCUUUGGCUGUAAUUAAAGGAACUUCCCUUCCAUCAUCACCAGAUGCGUCUGGUGUGGACUGGCCUCUUGUACUGGGCUCUUUCUCUGCUGUGGUGCUGUUCCUCUGUUCAGUGGCACUCAUCGCUGUUGUUGCACACAGAAAAGUAAAGGCAGCAGCCGAAGAAAAGAAAAAAAGACAGGAUGCACAAUUCUGGACUCAAGUUCAUGCUCAUGACCAUGUUGUUGACCUUACACUGAGGCGUACAAGCUUCACCUCUCAGGAAUGGUCGGGUCUGGACACAACUACAGAGACAGCCUCCAGGUCCCCUUUAUGGAACCCAGUGUCCACAUUCACAACCCCGAUCCAUCCGAUGCGUUAGACGUGUUUGUUUUCUCUCUCUCUCUCUCUCUCUCUCUCUUUCUCUCUGUGUUUAUACUUUAUUUCAGUUUAUCAGUGUAGCAUCAGCUGGGGUUACACAGCAGGACAGGAAGGGCUAUUUCCUCAGUUCCUAUUUCAUGUGUAGCUGUAAAACUGUACUUUUUGACAGGACAGGAUGUUUGUUCGAUCUUACGUGUUACUUAACCAGUGACUCUAAAUACAGAUUUUAUGAUUAUUAUUCUAAAGUUCGCAUGUGUUUUGUGAGUAACUUACCUUAAGCUUUCUCUUGCACACCACAGUGUCCUUUUAGUUGCCACUCUGGAGCUUUCCAUGAUAUAACAGGAGCUUCAACAGCAGAUGCAGAACAGAUGUCAUGGAAUAACAGCUACCACACGGACUUGUGGUAGCUGUGAGAUUGUUUUGUGAAAUAUUCUACCUGUUUAAGUGUUUUUAACUGAUAUUUAAUAGUAUUUCAUAGUGCCAUUUGCAGAUUUGCAGCACAAUCCAGCACCAGCAACAUUAUGUAAAAAUGCUCAUCAUAACUCAAUAAGGAGCUUUGAACAUUACUGUUCUGCAGUUAAUGAUGAUAGUGAUGAUAAAGUUUAUUUAUAUAAUGCUACAUCAAAAUCAGAUUACAAAGUGCUUCAUAUAAACAUACAUGCUGUACCUUGUACUAGAUACAUACAACACAUACACCAACCUACAUAUGCAUAUGCAACCAAAGUACCCAGUCAAAUAAGGGCAUGAAAAUAAGUCAUAAGAUUAAUAAGAGUGAUUUGUAAAGGGAAUGCAUAUUUUGCAAAUCAAGCAGGUGCUGAGGUUCCCUAACUUGAAAAGCUUGAUCAUUUUUGGUCUUCAACACAACACUUAGUGAGACGGGCCCGCUGUAGUUUUGCUAAAUAUUCUGCAGAGGGCACCGUUUAGAUAUAAUUUGAAUGUGAAAACACACCUACUGUACAGCAUACAAAACGGGACCUUUGUUUAGUGGAACAAUGUGACUGUGACGUGCAUGAAGCCAAGCAAACCUGGUGCUUCCAAGUGAUACGACAGCCACUGAUAAGUGCUGCGGCCGACCGUGUGAUCGUGGAACAAGCGUCAGCCCUAAGGACGUUGUGUUUGAGGUCUUCUAUCUGUAUUUGUUUUGUUUUUCUCUACAUUGUAAGAGAUGUGCUGAGACUUCAGUACUGUGUGAAAGUAAAAAGGUAAACAGA
Chelmon rostratus (copperband butterflyfish) is the source of this 2643-nucleotide messenger RNA. RefSeq lists its product as uncharacterized. The record is from RefSeq and is a predicted model, not a curated record. The coding region runs from base 42 to 1433 and encodes 463 amino acids. The transcript has 11 exons. Lineage: Eukaryota; Metazoa; Chordata; Actinopteri; Chaetodontiformes; Chaetodontidae.